AGCCGUCUCCCGACGAAAUCGCGCAGAUCGAGCACGCACCCGAACGAUCCCGGUUCGCUUCGCUAGCUGACUCGCCGCUCGCCGCCCGCCGCCGGGAUGUUUCUCGUGGAUUGGUUCUUCGACGCUCUGGCGUAUUUGGGGCUGUGGCAGAAGGAUGCCAAGAUCCUCUUCCUAGGCCUCGACAACGCAGGCAAGACCACCCUCCUCCAGAUGCUCAAGGACGAGAGACUGGCGCAGCACCAGCCGACGCAGCACCCGACGUCCGAGGAGCUGAGCAUCGGGAAGAUCAGGUUCAAGGCGUUCGACCUCGGCGGCCACGCGUUCGCGCGCCGUGUCUGGAAGGACUACUUCGCCAAGGUUGACGCCGUCGUGUACCUGGUGGACGCUGCCGAUCGCGAGCGUUUCAACGAGACGAAGCAGGAGCUGGACGCGCUCCUCUCGGCCGAGGCGCUCUUCAACGUGCCCUUCCUCGUGCUCGGCAACAAGAUCGACAUCGCAAGCGCAUUAUCUGAGCACGAAUUGCGCUACUAUCUCGGGCUGGAGUACCACACCACCGGCAAGGGCAACGUCGAUCUCUCCCACAACGGCAGGCGGCCCCUAGAGGUCUUCAUGUGCAGCGUGGUCCGGAAGAUGGGCUACGGCGAUGGCUUCAGAUGGAUGUCGCAGUACAUCAAAUAGAUGGAGCAGAGGAAAGGCAUCUCUGUUUCUUCUUGUGGCGCUACAUAUGUACAGUACAUUGCAGUUUCCAUGACCAAUCAACUUGAUUGCUGAGUGGCUAGUUUGGCUUAGUCUUUUUGUCAGUCUGUUAUAUUCCUGAAGCCUAGAUCCGGCCUAUACUUUUGACUCCUGCUUUUGUUAAAUAUAUUUUUGAAUAUUCUGGAAA
Molecule: messenger RNA, 883 nt
Organism: Triticum dicoccoides
Lineage: Eukaryota; Viridiplantae; Streptophyta; Magnoliopsida; Poales; Poaceae
Product: GTP-binding protein SAR1A-like
Exons: 3
Coding region: 97-678 (193 amino acids)
Biological process (GO): intracellular protein transport
Molecular function (GO): GTP binding; GTPase activity
Source: RefSeq, a predicted model, not a curated record